AUGAAAAACAGCGCGCUUAAUCACGUGACCAACGCAGCGUUCGAAGAUAAACGAAAAAUCGUCUUCGCGAUACACGCGCGCGUGCGUGUUUGCGUGAAAAAGCAGGCGCACACCGUCGACUGCCAUCGUCGUCACUCGGCGGUGGCGAGUCGCCUUGAGAUCGGGGGUCGGAUGGCGCCGAUAGCCCCUAGGCGAAAGCUAAAUGGCGUCGAUAUUUGUACGGCUUGCGCAAAUUCGCUGAUGAUUAAUGCCACACCCGGAUGCGAGACCCGGAAUUCAUCCGAAACCAAGGACCGCACACAGAAAAUGCACGCACCAGCCAACAGCAAAAAUGUACCAAGCCAAGAAGUCACCUAG
Soboliphyme baturini is the source of this 357-nucleotide messenger RNA. The record is from the annotation of a GenBank genome assembly. Lineage: Eukaryota; Metazoa; Nematoda; Enoplea; Dioctophymatida; Soboliphymatidae.